AUGACUCCGAUGGACAGCCAAACGACUCUCACAAUUUCUGAAGGCUAUGAUUUGCCAACCCAGCAACGCUACACUAAAAAAAAGUUUUCUUGUUGUGACUGUUUUCACAGACAAUGCACAUUCCGACUAUGGCAAAUUCUUGUGUUUCUGCUCGUUAUAGCGUUUAUCAUUGCUGUAAUGGGUCUUCUGAUCGCCAUGCUUGGUCCAGGCAAUACAAACCUGAAGUACUCCAAGACCUCCAAGAGUGAAUCCAAAGCAGAAAAUCCAACCAACAAGAUUCAUACAGGUAAUCUGCUCAUUUCCUUAUUGAGACACAUGGUUAAAGCUGGUGAAAGCGAAGUCUAUGGGACAGCUACACUCCAAAACUAUUACAGAUAUAAUAUAUAGUUUUAUAGAAGUUCCCUUCUUCGAAGAUUUUGUUUGCUGAUAUAAGCUGUCCACAGUGUGUCCAGGAAGUGAGAAAUAUCAAAUAAAUUUCAAAUAAAAGAGAAUUAGUAGUUUAAAACUGUUGAUUAAUGGAAAAGCAAGCUUGAUCAGACAAGAGACCUUAUCAGUUCGCGUUAUUUUAUCCAGUUUUUACCAAGUACAGAUAUAUCACUAGAAUUUCAUUUCAGCCUUAUUCUGGCGAUUACAACCAGUUAAUUUGCUUUUAACUCAGAGUAACCCUAACCCUAACCCGUCUCACUAAAAAGAAAGCAUGUUCAACCACAGCGCAAUUUGCACCUAAUCAUUUUUUUCUCCAGGAUAGCGUGACAUUUUUUUUUCAAGGUCAAAGGAACUGAGAGAGAAGUGAAAUAAGGUUUUAGCUUAGAAAAAUGCCGGAGGUGAAGAGAACUAGCUACUACUUACAGCUUUUUUCAAAAUUAUUGUAAAAUUAAAGAAACUGAAGUUAAAAGAAAUGCUCCAGGGCUAGAGCGACCUGUGUUAUAAUUUUUUUCAAUUUUUGCAUAUUUUCUCGCAGUAAGCUGUCUGACAUGAUAAUCUCAAGUUUAUAGUAGACAUAAACCAUGAGGUAAAACUCAUCAGUUACCUGUGCAACAGAUUAUUGUUAGAAAAGGAGGGUUAGUUUAAGAUCUCUUUUAGCUUAUUACCAGUUAAUGGAGUUAAGACGUAUUUUGUUCGAUAAAUGUUACUGUGUUCAUGGAUCUUUAAGAAUUCAAAUAAUUAUUGGAUCAUAUUGUGAAACGUCAUAAAAAUGUCAGCUAAAAGCUCGGAAGAUCUCUUACAUGCCAGUCAAGGAUCGUGGAAAAGAAAAUCUGUUUAAAAUGUUUAUUUUUGUUGAAAUCUUUUGUUUUGAAAGUCACUUACGUGACCCACUCAUUGACAGAAUUGAGCAAGACCGGAAAAGUGGGAAAUAGUUUUCGUUUCAGUGUCGUUUCUGGUUACACUGUGCGUUUUUAUGGAAUCACCCAGUGCUCGCAGAUAUUUUCGCUUAUUGUUAUUGUGACAUUGAAACACAGUACAAAUUAACAGAAAAUCAAUCAUUUGUCAAAAUUUGAGUUCAUCCAUGCAAUGGUGCUAACAUAUUUAAAACGGUGUUUGUUUGCUGGGAGUGAUCACGUACUUGAGAAUGUAUCGUGGAGAUCUCAAAGCAUAGGAAGUUCAAUAUACCUGUUAACUCCUUUCUAGAACUCACACGGAUCAUAAUUAGAGUGUAUUUAAUAAUAAUAAUAAUAAUAAUUAUAGUAAUAGUAUUUAUCCAGGGAGCCCACUCGCCUUAGCGGUUUUCAAUGGGGCCCAAAAUAAAACCACCUACUUUAAAAAUUAAAAACUAAGAAAACAGAUGAAAAUUGACAUUUACAUAUAAAACUAAUUUUGAAAUCGUUUAACAAUUGUAUAGGGCAUUGUUUAGAAAGUUUUAAGCUUUGCCUUAAAGUAGGACAAUGAUUUGCUGUUUUUAAUGUCAUUGUCUAGGUUGGUCCAGUCCUUAGAGGCUUGGAAAAUGAACGUUUACUUGCCCCAAUUGGUGCGCACAGGAGGAAGGUGUAAAUCAUUACAUUUGCGGGUUUAAUAAGAAUGAAAACUACAAUUGCGUCUGAUGUCAAAUUGAAAAUCAAUUUAACCAGACAGAUAUCUUUGCAUCAUAACACAGCGAUGGAAGUGUCGUCUCUUUGAGAGAGUCUUUAGGUCCAAUGCAUUCAGUGCCUCGGUUGAUGAAAAACAUUCACAUAUUGUCUAUCCCUGGUUGUUCAGUGUAUAUUAUGUAUCCUUUUCCUUUGACUCGAAUUUGUGCGUGAUGUAAAAGAAUCUUAGAUAUGGGCUGUUUGUCUUUCUUAAUCCUUGAUGACGUCACGAUGGGAUGUUGGUCGUAAACAAAGGAAGCCGAAUACUUUUCGUGGUCAAUGGUGCGGUUUAAAUGAACGAACUGAAGGAGGGGUCUAAAAAGGAAGAAUAAGGGUGAUUUACCAUUAGUGUCAAACUGGAACUAGUUAGUUAACUCCUUUUUUUUCUUUGUUGUUGUUGAUGUUGUUGUUUGCGUGUCCUGUCGGCAUGAGAAAGCACACAAACACUAAAACAAAAACAGUACUAAUUUAUGUCUUUUCACACCAGGUACAGAACCUACGUCAUCUACAAAGAAAAAGACGGAAGGUCCGACGGGAAGAACUACUAAAGAAGGCACUUGCCAGCCCUUAGAGACCACAGUAACUCCAACCACCCUUCCGCUUGAUAACAGGAUACCCAUUCAGUGUGAUGUAGCUAUAGUUGGGGGAGGUACGUUCUCUUACAAGACUUCUUGUAUUACUAAGGAGAAAGAUGUUUGACUGAGAAUUAUCUAGAACUGUUUUGGAAAAUUAGAAAGUCCUGUUUAAAGGAUGAGCAUGUCGAAGAAUUCAGAUGAAUUAACAUUCAUCGCAUCUACUGCCAGACACCUCCUCUUAACAAUUACCUCAAUAAGACACUUAAAAGAAUUUGAUCGAAUGCUAACCUCAAAGCAAAAAAUUAAUAUUCGUUAAUAGUAAUAGUGUCAUCGUGUUUUAAGUAUGAUUAAGGAAUCCGUUAAGCGUUUAAGUAUUUUUCAGGUCUUUCAAGUACAACGUAAACCCAGUUUUAGUUUAACGUUGGGAGGAAUGGAAAAGGUUAACUUACGGAUCAAUAAGCCGAUACGGAAUUACCUUCCGCCGAUAUUACGGUACUGUUGGCUUAUAAAUUUUCAAUGUAACAAAAUAAGCCAAAAAAAGAAAUAAUUUAUUGGAUAAGAAAACAACGAUUUGCAGUAGAGAUGAUAAUACAGGAGAUGAAAUCAAUGUGACGGCAGCCGGUGUAGUUAGAGACACUAGCACGCAGUAGCACUUUUUCGUGAUUGCAGUGUUUAUAGGCCUUUUUUAUGAAUCUCUUUACGUUUUCAGGCAUUUCUGGUCUUCUGACAGCAUAUGCGCUCCUUAAAAACAGUAAAGAAACUAAUGUUUGUAUUUUGGAGAAAGAGAAUCGUCUUGGAGGGAAAAUCUUUGAUCACCGUUUUGCCGAUGCUCCUAACGUCUCAAUAGGUUGGUUUAUCUUUGUGUUGUAGCACUUUGAUUACGUCCACUGUUAGUCAAAUUUAGCUUGACAAUCAGGGUAAUUCAUUAUGUGCUGAAGUGAGAACCCCUUUUUUGCCUUCUGUAAGUUGUACCAACCAAUCAGGUCGGGAAGAAUGUUCUUUUAAACUGCGUUAAAGGUAGCCUCCCACGCACGCGUUUUUUAGGGGAGCUCGUAUUUCCCUCGUCUGUGUAGCAGACUAGUAUUUCCCUCCCCACAAACGACAAACAAGCGAUUGGUGAGAUAGAAAAUGUUCUAUACCAGCGAUCGUUGUCGCUUCGAUCGCUGCAAUCACUACGAUCGCUGGAGAGUGGUUUCCAUACGAUCGCUAUGAUCGCUGCGAUCACUUAACUUUUUUUUUGUCAGCGAUCGUAGCGAUGAUAUGGAAACCAGGCUAAAGAGGAGCAAAUUCUCUCAGCCCUCUAAGGGCGUUACGACAAAGAAGUAACCUACUCUUAAAUAUCAUUACAGGGCUUGGACAGUGGCACAUUUAUAUCGAAAACCACGACGAAAGGUAGGAGAAAAACUAAAUUAAGAUCAAGUUAGUCUCAUGCUCCAUAAUGUUUUGUGAGAAUGCUGGAAUUGCCCUUUAAUGUAGCUCCUAAAAUUCACUUUCCGGUAUUGUUUUGCGAUUCUGAUAUUGUUCAGUGUUUUUAAAUCCUUUGUAUUACUUCAUUAAUUGUUGAUUAUACCAAUCCGCAAUACCAAGAGACUAGAAAUAAUCGAAUGACAAUUAUAGCAGUUUGCCAGCUAAAAUCACUGAGUAGGAGGGUUAUUUUUUAUUAGUAUAGUGCUGCUGAAUGCUUCUGUUUGCUAUGGUCACUGUACCCUGAGUCUCUGUUUUUCAUUAAUUGAUCCCAUGCAAGAGUUAUGGAAAUGAUUAGAGCUUUGUGAAUCAGAGAGGUAUAUUAAUUAAACAUGUUUAGACCUCGUGUCUCACAGUUCCCUCUCCCUGGGCUGUUUAAAUUUUACCAUAGAGAAGGAAGGGGGAGUACCUUUUCUCGUGAAAAAAUGAGUGAUGCAAAAAGUGAUUCUGAAUUCGCUUUUGGUAAUAUUUGUAAGUAUCAAAAUAGAAUGAAUCCUUUGUUAACUUUCGGUUUUGCCUCAGGGGCACCUACCUUUGAUCUGUAUUUUCUACAGUUUUGUUCCAUCAUACAAGUUCGGCUUGUUUGUUCAAUGUUGCUCCAAUGAGGAUUUCUGUCAAUGAGAAUUUCAAUAAACUACGUCACUGUUUGAAAAGUUCUCCUCCUUCGUAGCGGCUUCGCCUUUGGUUUGUGAAAAAUGUUUGUAGCCAUGAAUAAUUCUCCUCACGGGAGAUAUGAACUCAAUAAAUUGACCUCGCUCCCAGUGUAUGGCUUCAUAGCUCAGUUGGUAGAGCAACGCACCGGCAACUCGGAGGUCACGGGUUCGAAUCCCGUUGAAGCCCUGAUUUUUUUCAGGCUUCUUCUUUCCAAUUGCUUAAAUUGGAAAAUUUACUGCGAUGAUCAUUCUUCACUUUCAAAAACAACUUAGUUCAAUAAAAUCCCUUCAUUGCUUUCAGCGAACUUUGUUAUGAACUUGGACUAAACGAUCUCGACGUUUGGGACACAAGAAAAGUUCAUCGAGUUGAAGAUCGCGGAGUAUACGCAGACAGUUUCGAUUCCCUGAAAUCAGGAGCAUUUCCAACAUUGCUUUACCGUACGCCAACGUACAACAUGACAGUUUUGGAAACUGCGAGCUUUGUUACUAAGACAAAUAGUGGAAAUGGUAAUGAUCUUCGAACGGCAGGAAGAUUCCUGUCCAGCUUUCUGUCCCCUGAAGGAGCCAAAUGGAUGACAGAUGCAUACGGCUUAAAAGGUGGUUACAUAGAAAAGAUAAACCUGAAAAGCUAUAAAGAACACCUCAAAUGGACGCUUGUGUUAGACCAGGGGAGGGGUGAUGAUUACAGGCCGAAGAAGGGAAUGUCAACGUUAGUUGAAAAUCUUUUUUUAAGAGUGCGAAACCUAAAUGGAACAAUUUAUCUUCAAGAGACAGUGACUUCCGUCAGCAAGCGAGGAAACAGUUUUGUCCUUCUCACCUCGAACUUCACCGUUCAAGCAAAUAAAACGGUUCUUACCUCUGCACCGGAAGCUCUGAAGGAAAUAAAAGGUGAUGUCAUGCAAAACAUCACCAAUAAUGACAUUUUUAAGUCCAUUGUAAGUGUGCCAGCUUUUCGUGGGGCAGCGGUGUAUCCAACUGCAUGGUGGAAUGACGCUGUCGCAAUACAAAAGAACAAUUCACUGCAGAAUUUGCAGACGUUCAUUUCCAACAGCAACUGUCUCGGAAUCACUAUGCCUUACAAGUAAGUGCUAACAAGUAAUGGUACUUAGCGGGUCUGUAAUAAAUAAUAAUGAACCCCCUCGUUUUUGUUUUUCGGGAGUGAGUUAGCUCUCUUCAGAGGCGACACUUAACCCGCCAAUGACAGCCAAUGCAUAUCAAUCCACGAAGAAACCUAACUGAUAACUCUGAUUGCUGUCAAUUGAAAGGAAGCGGGCCUAGUUCCUGACCCCAGCAGGAUUAGCUUUGUAGUCGGUAGAGCGCUUGACUGCAGAGCGGGAGGUCGCCGUGUGUUUGAUUCACGGGGCCCUCGAACCAAUGAUUGCCUUUGCCCAGCAAACGGCUAGACAUUCGCGUGCCUGGAUAACCACGUAAAAUGGCGGUCCCGUUUCUCUUGCUAUUCAUUUCGUGCACGCCUGGUUGAUUACUCCUUGACUAGUAUCAUCAUUGUUUUUAUUUGUUACAGGAGUUCUCAUAACAAUGGCACGGCAGUGCUGCAUACCAUAGCCAAUAAUGGCGGAUGUAGUGACAACUGGGGAAACAUCUUGAAGGUCAGCAAGGAUGCUGUUGAUAAGGAAAUAAAAAGAGCUUUGGAAUACAAGUUUCAAAGAGAAAUCCCAGAACCAAUGGAUACCGCUUACAAAUAUUGGGAAGAAGGAUUCUGGUAAGUUGUUGCUUGUAAGCCUGAUCUGCAAAAGCAACGGUCACGUCGUCAUCAACCAGCUGUUUUUGUUUUCGCGGUUUUCUACCCCUAGAACGCAUCCUUUAGAUGUUUGUGACUUACUCAUAACCUCUACAAGAGGUGGUGGUGCAUGGUGUGAGAAGAAAAAGGGGCUAGCCUCCAAUCCUCUUAUAUAGAAAGUCUUUGGCUUUAUGUUGUGAUAGUAAGAUUAGGCAUUAAUAAAAUAAGACAUAUAAAACAUGAUUAGUUUUAAAAUAUUUUGGAUGUUGUGGCCACGCUAACUUCCGGACCCUCCACAACUGGGGCUUUCUCAAGACAACCAGGAGAUAAAGAAAUCAGAAAAAAGCAAAAAAUUGUGGCGAAAUUUCCUGGGUGAUUGUAAUGGCACAAGGUAAUAAACCCACUUAGCGACUUAGUAGGUAGCUUGUUACUAAACCCUCAUUGCCUUCAUAAUCGCACUGGCGUUCAACUCAUUUAUAUUUGAUAUAAGGCUGGAUAAAUCACAUGGCCGUGACGGCCGGUAUAGCCCAUGUUACAUACAUACAUACACACAUACAUACAUACAUGCAUACAUACAUUUAUUGAGACUCCCUUUACAGGGCUUUUCAGUCACAAUGUUGUCAGAUAGUGAAACCGGCUCUGAUAUAUAGGCGACACUAAGAGAAACGUUGCCAAUUAUAAGUGCUUCUAAAUCAUUCACCGAUUUUUAAUUUUAUUGUAGGUUUUUUCAGAAGCCGGGAACCAACUUUUCCUUAACCGACGUACGUGCCUGGGCCCAGAAACCGCUGGAUGGAAAUAACGUGUUCUUGGUUGGGCGAGCAUUUUACCAGUUUGGUGGAUGGCUGCAGGAUGAUAUUAAAUCUACUGCUAAAGCUUUAAAACAGGGAUGGAAUCUAACACUGGAACUAAACGGCGGAGAAAUAACUGACUCGAACUGAUCUAGCUCAUUCUUUCUUGUGUCUGUCAGCCAAUUAAACAAAAGCGCUCCGGUGAUGAAUAGUGUUUGCGUUCUGCUAAGUCACAGAUCUUUUUCUCCUUGAAGAAUCAUCAUGUUGAUGUAAAUUUUCCUUAAGCCAGAUAUUUGUAUAUAUAUAUAAAACAGUAUGAUCAUUAUUUUAGUUAACUUCCCUGUAGGUCUCCUUAGCUUGCAGAGCGCGUAUUUUUUUUUCUAGUUAUAGAGUAACAAUUUGAAAGUUACGGCAAAUAGUUAUCACUUUAAUCGCUCCCAUGCUUUGAGAAUCUGCAUGACAAUACUGCACUUUAAAUCUAAGAUGCUGAGUUGUGGGUUGGAUAGUAAUGUGAAUCCAUAAUUCAAACUGUUCUGCGGUUGUAACAUGUAUCCUGGUUCCAAGGGUUUUCCUUGUUCUUUCAUGAAACAAACUUGAGAGGAAAGAAAUAAGACGGGACCAGAAAAAAGAAAAGGAGCUCGGAAAUAAACUUAACAAAAAAUGAUGAUCGAAGAAAGGAGAGAUAAAACUUCUAGGACAAGGGUACAGGUUACAUGCAGCUCGCACACGCCACGGGCGGAUCAGGAGCUUAGCAAUUCAAUUAAACUCACCCUUUGUUGCUUUGUACGAGAUCACGUGACAUUUCCCUGAGAAACGUUGUCAUGUUGAGCAAAUGGCGAAAGUUGUUUUUUGUUAUCUCUAACCGUCUUCUUCUCCCUUCCACUUAACCCCUCUCAUUCCGGUUUACUCCUUGAAAACAUCCUCUCUUUCCAUUUUCGUCUUUUAUCUCUUUAUUGGGUCCUUCUUGUUUUCCGAUCUAGCAAGGGUAAAAUAAAGGCCAGCCGCGGGUUUUUGACAAAGGAAAACAGGUGAUGGCAAACCACUAUAGGGGUAAAGCAAUCAUCAUCCUUUCACUGAUGCUCAAUACCUUACCUGGUUCAAAUUAAAGUUAAAUUAAAUCACAAACUGGACUGCCAAUCUGAAUAUACAAACUAGGGUAACUGUCAUUAUUUUGCCGUCAUAUGUAACUACUAAGCAAAAGAGAUAUUUUAACUAAGGGCUUCAAAGGUUGAAAAGACAGUAUUCUUAAUUUAAUAAACUGCAUAAAAUCUAAAGAUCAUUACUUUGGAUGUAAAGAGUUACUAAGAAUAAAAACCUGCCGUGGCAUGUGCGCAGUGCGGUAGACGCGACUACAGGUAGGCCUGUAACAGGACAUUAUUUGUAUGAACCGUACUUGAGUAUGGGUUGUAACUAUAUCGACCAGAUAUACUUAGGUUACAAUUGAUCAUGACACUAUUUUGUGCCUUCCUCGUUGCCUAUACAAAAUCCUUGCUCACAAUGCAAACGUAAAUAGAACUUAAUGCGGUCAA
Molecule: messenger RNA, 8810 nt
Organism: Porites lobata
Lineage: Eukaryota; Metazoa; Cnidaria; Anthozoa; Scleractinia; Poritidae
Source: the annotation of a GenBank genome assembly